CGCAGCAACAAUGUUUAACUACAUCAUUAAGAUAGCUUUGAGUAAGACAGAUAAGCCGUUGUCUAACAGUGGAAGGAAAGUAUACGUAUCGUAUCUACCGAAUAUAUAGGAUGCUGGUUUGUUAUCGAAAUUCAGUUCAAAAUUAUCGUCCGACUGUGAUAAAAGAUCUCAAGUUUGAUGUAUUAUUAUAGUUAAAAUUAGCAUUACAAAUGAGAGGUCACUACUAUACAAACUAUGAAGAAUACCCUUUCCAAGCCGGUCACUACCAGAAAAGCACAAAACAACCCCUAAGGGGCCCGCUAAGGGUCGCUCGAUUAUGCAUACUGGGUGUGUUGCUGCCGUCUUUGCUGAUAAGCAUCCCGGUUUAUCUGAGGCUUCGGGUGUAUGGACACCAGCUGUAUCCGCUUGCCGCAUCAGAUAUGAGGAUGCUGGAUAACAAGAUAUCUACCACAUGGUGUCAGCGACAACGAGUACACGCAAACACAACGUUCAAUGCGUUUCUUCUUUCAAGCACACCAAAGCUGGCGCCAGAAAAGAAAAUCCUGUCAAUGGUGAGAGAAUUAGUCUUAGCUGAUGAUACCAAAGAGUAUUGGGGCUUUUACUUACUGAAAGGAACCUCUGUUACAGUUUCAACGUGCGUUAGGUGGCCUGGUGCAUCCCUGAUAGUGAUCAGAGGCCACAAACACCUGCACGAAUGCGCCUACAUCGGAGACAACUCUUCCGAAGAACUCAUUGAAAUGAUGGAGGCGAUCAAAGAAGGAUCUUACGUAGAGGAAUCUAACAGAACAGUGUCGGACAUCACCGACGAAGACCAAGCCCCUGCAAAUCAGCCGGUGAAGAUGAAAAGGCAUCGGGCUGAUGUCGAGUUUCACAGUCCGCUGCAUCACCAUAGCACCACUAACCAGACCUUGGUCGAAGACGCUGAUAACUCGGAGAUAACCGACGCGAAGCAUAUGAGGAAGAUCUUGGAUGAGCUGCAACAAAGAGUUAAAUCGUCCAAAAAGAAGUUGGUAAAUGAACCUCAUCACCACAGAGAGGAAACCAUCGCUGUUGGUGAACACAACAACCUCAAAAUCGAAAAACCGCAAAAUCAAACAUCCUCCCAAUCGAAAGAAAUGGUCAGUGAGAUAUUGAGGAAGUUGCGGGUCAUCGGCGCGAAAGGAGAAGCAAUUUUGGAAAAAAUAAAUGAAGAGUUUGCCGAUCAGCAACAACGCGAUGCUAUAGGAACUCAUGGAAGGCAUUACUCCAAGCCAGAGGUGGAGUUUGGUGAAGAUAUUGAUAGGGCCAGGAGGAGGAAAAGAGAGAUAAUGUUGUCCAAACUGGGGGACUUCAACAUGGAUGACAGGGAAAAUGAUAGAGGAAUGGAAGAGGGUCUCCAUCCCGACGGGAUAGCAGAUCAUCGAGGCACAAUCAACGAAACGACCUUGAACGACAUGAGCAACAGCGAAUUUUGGUCUUCGUUCUCCAGUUCGGAAGAAGCACUGUUGAACUGUGCAGGGCUCAUUCUGAAUCUUCCUCUCACGCCUCACACCGCGUGUCAUCCCAGCCUGAAUAUGGAGGAGAGUUACAAAGAUAACACUAUCACCUACAGAGUACCCUCGAACGGAUACUACUUCUUCGUCUUCAACAGCGAGAACGAAGUCCAACAAAACUUCAUCCGCGUGCAUUUCAACAUAGAAAAAACCGUGUACGACGUUUCGGAUCAUAUCUCAGCCUGCAUCAAUACCUCUGAAGCAUGUUCGCUGGACCUCGAUUUCUUCUCGUCUCAAAAAUUGGUGUUGGAACUUCCGCUUCCCGAAAACAACACUGUGUGGAACGAAGAAUACGUCAUAGUAUCCGAGUGCGAACCUAGGACUGCCAUCUACAUGUUGUGUGCUGUUACGGUGUUGAUUAUGGUUGUUAUGUUUGCAUUUACCUGACGAUAUCAAAUAAAAUGUGAUAAAAUAUACUAAGUGACAUAUAAAUCCGAACACCCAGUUUAAAUGGUUUUAUUUUAAUAAAAGUUGGUGAAUGUAUUUAUCUUACUGUAAAUAACAAGUGAAAAAAUUUUCAGCCUCAUCAGUUGGACAUUCCGGUUUUUAUACUGCUUUUUUUUAAUUCACUAACGCUCUAAAAAUGAAUAUUUCAGCCGCAGUAAAGAAUCAACGUUGGCGGAUUUUGGUCCUUGACAUUCUUUACGAUCGGUUACGAUGCCUAGAGUACGGAGACCUGUACGAUAUCGUCAACUGAGUGAGUUUGAUAGGGGCCGUAUAGUGGGACUUCGGGAAGCUGGACUUUCUUUUCGGGCAAUUGCAGUUAGAGUGCAAAGAAGUGUAGACACUGUGGUUAGGUGUUAUCAGGCAUGGCUUCGAGAAGGCCGUACGCAAAGAGCAAGGGGCACUGGACGCCGCCGUAGAACAACAGACCGUGAAGAUCGCCGCCUAAGAUUAUUGGCCUUAAGGGACCGUUUCUCCACUACCAGGUCCAUUGCAAAUGAAUGGUUUGCAGAACACGGAAGACCUAUUGGCAUGCGAAGUGUUUACCGACGAAUGAGAAGUUUUGGCUUGUUUUCAUACCGGCCACACUGGGUCCUCCCUUUAACUCGAGAACACCGACGUAAUCGCCUUAAGUGGUGCAGACAACGGUCACUCUGGGAUCAGGAAUGGAACAGUAUUGUCUUUAAUGACGAGUCUCGAUUUUGUUUAGGCAUGCACGAUGGUCGUGCCAGGGUUAGAAGGCGACGUGGUGAAAGGAGGAAUCCACAGUUUUUUGUUGAAAGACAUGUUCAUCACACUGUUGGAGUUAUGGUUUGGGGUGCUAUAGCUUAUGGUUCCAGGUCACCUUUAAUCUUCAUCAGAGGUAACAUGAACGCGCAGCGUUAUAUCCACGAAGUUCUAGAACACCAUCUUUUACCCUAUCUUGACACCCUGGCAGAUCCAACUUUCCAACAAGAUAAUGCCCGACCACAUGUUGCAAGAGUCACAAUAGACUUCUUUCAACAUAAUGAUGUCACAUUGUUACCAUGGCCACCAAGAUCUCCCGACUUAUCCCCAAUUGAGCACGUGUGGGAUAUGAUGGGUAGGAGACUGCUCAAUUUGCAACAUCCUCCUCAGACUCUAGAAGCACUUCGAGAGGAGUUGGUGGUUGCCUGGAAUGAGACACCACAGGAGGACAUUGACCACCUGAUCAGAAGCAUGCCUAGGCGCGUUGGAGAAUGCGUAGCACAUCAGGGUGCAUCCACACAUUAUUCAAGGUCAAAGGGCUUUAAAGUAGUGCAAUCAUUUUGAAAUUUUUAUCAU
This is a messenger RNA of Acanthoscelides obtectus, 3278 nucleotides long. The record is from the annotation of a GenBank genome assembly. Lineage: Eukaryota; Metazoa; Arthropoda; Insecta; Coleoptera; Chrysomelidae.